AUGGACAAUGGAAUGUUCCCUACUUUUAUCAUGAUCAAAAACUUCUUCCUUCUCUGCAUUUCCAUAAAUUUAGCCAGUCACUUUGGCUUCUCACUAAUGCCAACAGCUUCAGGGAAAGAUGACACCAACGAUAAUAUUACCAUAUUCACCAGGAUCUUGGAUGGCCUACUGGAUGGCUAUGAUAAUAGAUUGCGCCCAGGACUGGGAGAGAGAAUAACUCAGGUGAAAACAGACAUCUACGUUACCAGUUUUGGUCCAGUGUCAGACACAGAAAUGGAAUACACGAUUGAUGUUUUUUUCCGACAAAGCUGGAAAGAUGAAAGACUUCGAUUCAAAGGACCGAUGCAACGCCUCCCUCUUAACAAUCUGCUUGCCAGCAAGAUCUGGACCCCAGACACUUUCUUCCAUAAUGGUAAAAAAUCUAUAGCUCACAACAUGACAACACCGAACAAACUUCUACGCCUUGAAGAUGAUGGCACUCUACUCUAUACCAUGAGAUUGACCAUUUCUGCUGAAUGCCCCAUGCAGCUCGAAGACUUCCCCAUGGAUGCACAUGCUUGCCCGCUAAAAUUUGGAAGCUAUGCUUACCCCAAUUCUGAAGUGGUCUACGUCUGGACUAAUAGCACCGCUACAUCUGUGGUGGUUGCAGAAGAUGGUUCACGACUUAACCAGUAUCAUCUGAUGGGACAGACUGUAGGAACUGAAAACAUCAGUACCAGUACAGGUGAAUACACUAUUAUGACAGCACAUUUUCACCUGAAAAGAAAGAUUGGUUAUUUUGUCAUCCAGACGUACCUUCCAUGUGUUAUGACCGUGAUCUUAUCACAAGUGUCCUUUUGGCUAAAUAGAGAGUCUGUUCCUGCUAGAACUGUCUUCGGAGUAACUACAGUCCUUACCAUGACCACCUUAAGUAUCAGUGCCCGCAACUCCUUGCCAAAAGUGGCCUAUGCGACUGCAAUGGACUGGUUUAUAGCUGUGUGUUACGCCUUUGUAUUUUCUGCGUUGAUUGAAUUUGCAACAGUCAACUAUUUUACAAAGAGAAGCUGGGCAUGGGAUGGCAAAAAAGCUUUGGAAGCUGCAAAAAUCAAGAGAAAAGAGCGACAAUUACUAGGAAACAAAUCAAUUAAUGCUUACAGUGCUGGAAGGACAGCCCCCACACCAAACGUACCAAAGGACUCAGCCCCAUCAGUCAUCUCAAGCGCUGCAACUGUUGCAGUGAAAUCUGCAGAAGAAAAGCCUGCUGAAAGCAAAAAGACUUAUAACAGCAUCAGUAAGAUUGACAAAAUAUCCCGAAUAGUUUUUCCAGUAUUGUUUGGAACUUUUAAUUUAGUCUAUUGGGCCACAUAUUUGAAUAGGGAACCUGUUAUUAAAGAUGCUACUUCUCCAAAAUAA
This is a messenger RNA of Emys orbicularis (European pond turtle), 1392 nucleotides long. RefSeq names its product gamma-aminobutyric acid type A receptor subunit alpha5 (gene GABRA5). Gene Ontology annotation, cellular component: postsynapse; dendrite membrane; GABA-A receptor complex. Bases 1 to 1392 code for a protein of 463 amino acids. Lineage: Eukaryota; Metazoa; Chordata; Testudines; Emydidae. Gene Ontology annotation, molecular function: benzodiazepine receptor activity; GABA-A receptor activity; inhibitory extracellular ligand-gated monoatomic ion channel activity. Gene Ontology annotation, biological process: synaptic transmission, GABAergic; chloride transmembrane transport; regulation of postsynaptic membrane potential. The record is from RefSeq and is a predicted model, not a curated record. The transcript is spliced from 9 exons.